Molecule: messenger RNA, 856 nt
Organism: Cladophialophora immunda
Lineage: Eukaryota; Fungi; Ascomycota; Eurotiomycetes; Chaetothyriales; Herpotrichiellaceae
Exons: 1
Coding region: 23-856 (277 amino acids)
Source: RefSeq, a predicted model, not a curated record
CAGGAUUUCUGAUAGCCAAAUCAUGUCCAGCGACGAUGACAGUACUCCUACUAUCUUCUACCUUUCUUUGAAUUACAAUGGCGGUCCAACCAUCAUCUUUUUGCACGGCCUCUGCUCUAGCCACACCGAGUACAGGAACGUUUUCCAAGAUUGCAGUCUUUACGACCAUCACAUCCUCGCCGUUGACCUCCCAGGCCACUCGCGAUCCUCUCACAUCCUUCCAUUCAGUCUCUCGUUUGCUGCCGACCAAGUCGCUCGAGUGAUCCAACAGCAAGCUCACGAUCGCCGUGCUCAUGUGGUCGGCUCGUCCCUCGGCGGGUUUGUUGGGCAGGAGCUGGCGAAGCGACAUCCCGAGGUCGUCGAGAGCCUGCUGGUGACUGGUGCGGCCCCGUUCGCUGGGUAUAGGAGAUGGUUCGCAGAGCACCCGAACGUCUUGUACUGCCUCCAAGCCCCGGUUUCCAAAUACAGCCCCAGCUGGGUCGACACGGCAAUCUGUCGGUGGAUCGGCGUGCAGAAGCCUGAAGGUCUGCGGGAGCAGGAGAAGAGCAACUUUAGCAGGCAGCUUUUGGUGGACGGGUUCAGAAGCAUCGCCCAAUUCACCGAGAAGGACCUGGGCUCAGUGCACGUCAGAACUCUGACUAUUGCGGGUCAAGCCCAGGACGACGUGGAGGCGACUCGCAGGAUGGGCGAGCUACUGAGAAGAGAAUGCGGCGAGAGCAAGGCCGCCAUAGUCCGAGCAGGCGCUCACACUUGGCAUCUGCAGUUCCCUCAACUGUUUGCAAAGACCGUCAAGGCCUGGAUUGAUGGGUGUCGUCUUCCAGAGGGUGGCAUGGUGCUAGAACUGCGGUGUCAGUAG